This is a messenger RNA of Cryptotermes secundus, 1982 nucleotides long. RefSeq names its product tropomyosin beta chain. NCBI's taxonomy places the organism in Eukaryota, Metazoa, Arthropoda, Insecta, Blattodea, Kalotermitidae. The record is from RefSeq and is a predicted model, not a curated record. The transcript is spliced from 5 exons. Bases 128 to 991 code for a protein of 287 amino acids.
UACCGCGUGUCUUCUUCAGUGAUUUAUUCAUAUUCUAGUGAAACCGGUUUAGUCUGUUUAGACCACUACAUACUUUGGUCUCAUCAACAUAAUUUUGGAAUGGGAAUCGCUCUGCAAGGAGCACAGCAUGAAGAAAUCACUUCACAAGAACUUUCUGCUGGAUAUUGUACUGACACUGUUCAUCUUGACUGAAACAAAAGUCAAUUGCGGGGUUAUAAUUGUCCAGUCUUCGUCAUCGUCAGGAUUCGAGACGUACUGUAAUGGACUCCGUUGUCCCCCAAACAGCAACUGCAUGGCUUUUACCACUGUCAUCAAUGGCAACAGUACCUCUGACAAACGCUGUACUAAUAUUUACGGUAGAGUGAUAAGACAAGAAACAGUUACGGUAGCAAAUGGGCAGAUGUGUAUAAGAAACUUAACAAUGGUGGGAGAAAUGGUAAACGUGGAAUGCUCAUGCAGAAAUUUGAACAAUGCAGAAGCAUAUGAUACAGAGCAUGGGGAAAACGGUUGCAAUGUUCAAGAAACAUUACAUGAUGCACUGGAACGACAGCACGAUGCGUUGGAAGCUGCUAAUGAAAGUGAAGAACGAUAUCAGGAGUGGAGACGAAAGAAGCUGGAAAGAGAGAAUGAAGAGAAGAUUGAGGUGCUCUACAAAGCAAAGGACGUAAGAGCUAUCUUAGGUGAUUUGCAGAAGAAUUUACAUGAGUUACCAGCAGAUGCACUAGAGGCAAUAAUAGAACAAGAGGCUGAAGAGAGAGCGGAGUUACUGGAAAAGCAACAGGGUGAUUUGCAGAAGAAUUUACAUGAGUUUCCAGCAGAUGCAUUAGAGGAAAUAUUAGAGCAAGAGGCUGAAAAGAGAGCGGACUUACUGGAAAAGCAACAAGAAGCAAAAUUCGCAGAACAGGAAAAAGCAUUAGAUGAAGCACUAGAUCGAAUGGAAAGAGCAUCAAAUGCAUUAAAAUUGGGCACUAAAGCAAGAUGGGGUUUCUGAAAAUCAAAGAUGAAGGACAUGUGUAUAAUGAUGCUGGAAUCAGUUUCCUACAAAGCCUCUAAAAAGCUGUAACACUGGAACUGGAAACAUUACGAUGUCUAGUGACAGUAUAUGGAUCACUCUUUACAUAUACAGAAAAAAAGUUUAUGACAAUUAGCAUUUUAUUUCUAUUUGGUUGGUUCAGGAUACACUUUCCUCUGAUGUGGACAAAUUCUGUGACAGUAAUAUGUUUUUAAUCUGAGGACUUUGCCUGGAAUCAGCAUUUUAUAAAACAGAUGGUGGGUUGCACCAUACAUGAGUAGAUUAAAAAGGUAGAAACCUAUAUACAGAGCAGGCGCUCUCUUGGAUAUAUUUCAUGUCCAAAUAGCCACACCAGUCACUUCAAGAAAUGCCCAGGAAAAUUGAAGAUGUUCGAAAAAGCCUCAUUGUUGAACUGUACAGCCAAAUAUGGUCAAAUUAUUAAAGUCUGUAUCAUUAUCUGUACCUGUAAGUCCUAUGCAUAUUGAGAGUUUGAUUUUUUGUAAAUGUUUGCAGUUGUAAUAAUGAGUCCUUAGGAUAAUGCAUCAAAAACUCUUGAAUUCCUGUCGUCACUGUCAGUCUUGCACAACAAUGAUGGCAGUGAUGGGAUUCAAGGGGUGCACCAGCAUGCAUUGUCUUUCUACUUUCUGAAUGAAAAAUUGACAGGAAUUCUAAGAACAUACCAAACAGCAGAUUUUUAAACUGUAACUUGAUAAUUAGUGCUGUGACAAAGAAUCCAAAUGCUUUCUGAGACACCUUAAUAUAAUCAAUACUGUAGUACUGGUAUUGUCUUAUUUCUGCAAAUAUACUCUCAUUACUAUGCAGGACAAAAACUAGGAUAUAUGAAUGAAUUGUAAAUUUUGAAAGAGACUGGAUGUUAUGCCUUUAUAAGCACAUUGUUGUUAUACACAAACAUUUUCAAGCUUAUGCAUAAUAAACCAAAGCUUCAUGCAUAUAAGUGAUUAUGCAUAAA